CCUUUUUGUCACUGUCGUGUGCGCGGCUGCCCUCGUCGCUUCAAAAUCCUCCAAUUAUUAACAUCCUGUUUCUCUUUGUAAUUUCGUACCUGUAAUUUUAGGAUUUGAGUUGUUUUUGAUUAAGCUUUCCUCCUUCUUCGCCCUCCAAAUCCGAACAUAGUUAUUAAUUAAUCCACCUCGAUGUCCGCAAACAGCGACGUGGACGUCGACGGCUAUUCGUUAAACAAACGUUACAGUUGAUUAAAGUUGAAAAUUUGUUCGACGUCGUCCUUUCGAUUGUCACCGUUAAUCGAUCAGUUUAUCUCGCAGCGCAGCCACCGCGUUCGUACAUCUCAAUUAUACAAACUUAUCGCAGUACGAAGCACAAACGUGACGAGUUCGAAAGCGAAAAAUCACCGUCGCCGAAUCGGACAAUGAUCAAAACUUUCUCGUCAACUAGCCAGGCUCACAAUAAUUCGAAGAACAUCAAACACGAUGCGCCCAACUGGACGUUAAUCUACACGUGAUCAAUCAUGACGAUAAAACCCUCUGUACAGAGUAUAUCCGACACAUUAACCCGAAGCUCUGUUAAAAAAUCAACAAGACGUUAUGACAGCACCGUAGAUCGUAAUGCACCGGCGUCAAAAAAAUGCGACUCUUACGACCCCCACGAUUACGGUAAUGAAAACCACCCGACUAUAUUUUGGGGCCCAGCGCUACAUUUUUUCAAAGCUAUCGUCGGUACCGGGAUUUUGGCACUGCCUGCUACAUUCGAAAGUGUCGGAUAUGCGAUCGCUAUUCCAAGCACGAUUCUAAUCGGUGUAUUGUACAUGCACAUAAUUCACGUUUUGCUCGACGUCGAGUACGAAUUAUGUAAGAUAUUGAAGAUACCUAAUUUAACGUACGUCGGUGUCGUUCAACAAUGUUUCGAGCAAGGCCCUAAGCCGUUGCAAAGGUUUACUUUGACGGCUAAAUUCUUGGUGUAUUUCCACUACGUGGUGAACGGUUCGUUGGGUAACGCUGUUUAUUUGAUCACGAUCGCUGGUAAUUUCAAAAUGAUAAUCGAUUAUACUUAUAACGUUAAUUCCGACAUAAAAGUUAUAAUAUCGAUUGUAAUAGUACCUUUGAUAAUUUUAGGAUUGAUAAAAAAUCUAAAAUUUUUAGUACCAAUGUCGACCAUUUCGAACGCCUUUAAUUUCAUAAAUAUUUUCUUAAUUCUGUACAUAUCUUCGAAUCAUGCCGGUACCAGUAACGACGAUGUCAGAGCUGUAAACGAUGUACUUAAAUUUCCAACAUUUUUCGGUAUCGUUCUGGGAGCAUUGACUGGCACAGGGAUGGUUUUACCUUUGAAAAAUGAUAUGAAAAAUCCGCGAGAAUUUUCCACCGUGUUCGGUGUACUUCAUUUGGCUCUGGUCACUUCGACCAUUUUGUAUGUGAUUUUUGGAUUUCUAGGUUACGUCAAAUAUGGAAGUCUAAUACAGCCCAAUAUUUUAAACAAUCUACCACCUGAAAAUAAUCUAACAUUUAUGGUAUUAUUGCUGUGUUCAGUGGCGAUCUGCGUAUCGUAUACUUUAUUUGUGUAUGUGGCUUUUGAUACGGUCUGGAGUAAUGCAUACGACAGUACUUUUUCUCGAAUGCAAAAUCGUAUGUACAUGGAAAGGGGUAUUAGACUGGGUUUAACUAUUUUGCCAUAUUUUAUCGCUAUGGCUAUACCAAAUUUUCAAAUACUAGUAUCAAUAGGUGGCGUUAUUGGUAUACUAAUUGAAGUAGCUGUACCGCCAUUUAUACAAAUUUUAAUAUUGACUGCUCGGUCGGAGCAAAAAACCAGGAUGACGUAUGUGAUCAUAUUCAAGGAUAUGUUUAUCGUAGCUUUGGCUUUGUUUUUAUUCGUCGGAGGAGUAAUUAAUGUAAUCGAUACGAUUACCGCUUUUUUUUCGCAGUAAUGUCCGCUGAACUUCUGCCAAAUUCAAUAGAGAAAAUUAUAAAAGAUGGAAGGAUUAAUUUGGGUAUAGAACUAAUCUAUUGUAUUUGCAUUAAAAAUACGUACAUCAUGGGUUUUCACGAUUAUAAAAAUUUUAAAUCUUCCAAUCUCGUAUUCCAAGUUUUUUUUCAAUGAAUUCGACGAUUAUUGAAUUUCACUCGAUAUUUACAUCGUGUUCGUCAUUCUUAAAGAUUACCACAUACCUACCAACUGUGAAUUCAACAGAUUAAAAAUUGAAUAGGAAAUUCGAGGCUCAAGGCACUUCCACUUUCUAAAAAUGAAAGAAUUUUUACAAACUUUCUCAUAGGAAUCUAAUGGUCAUCUUAUCUAAAAAAUUGUUUUGUUUUUCGAAUAUUUUCUUCAUUGACAAUAAAAUUUAAAAUUGUCAAAUUCAAUUAAGUACUCGUAGGUAGGUCUAGGUAUAGUAUGUAAUAAGCAUAUUAUUUAAACGUAUGUACUUGUACUUAUUGUGUAAGUAAGCUAAUUAAAAGACAAACAAAGUGAUGAAUAAAAACUGCAUGUUUUCUAUGAA
Planococcus citri (citrus mealybug) is the source of this 2492-nucleotide messenger RNA. RefSeq names its product proton-coupled amino acid transporter-like protein CG1139. Lineage: Eukaryota; Metazoa; Arthropoda; Insecta; Hemiptera; Pseudococcidae. Gene Ontology annotation, molecular function: L-amino acid transmembrane transporter activity. The record is from RefSeq and is a predicted model, not a curated record. The coding region runs from base 513 to 1922 and encodes 469 amino acids. The transcript is spliced from 4 exons. Gene Ontology annotation, biological process: amino acid transmembrane transport.